CCGGCACCAAAAAAUAGUUCUGUGAAAUUUUUUUUUCGUAUAAAUUUCGCAACUUUCAAGCAAUUUUUCACAUUCAAAGAUGUUCAGUCAAUUGAAAAUUUCAUCAUCCUUGUUCAAGCCAGUGCAUUCAGGACGACAGUUCUUCUGGUGGGUUAACAUGAUGUUCAAUCGAGUCGAUGGUGAGAGAAUUAAGGCUCUUGGGCAUGAUAGGUGCACAGCUGAAUGGCUCCUCCGUAACGGAUCAUGUGUAAAAUUCACCAGUGCACCCAAUCCUCUCUGUGACUACAACCUCCUCCCGCCAGAAAACUCAAAAUUCUUUGUCCAAGAAAUUAUAGCUGAUGAUGCUGGCAUCAGUCACAUUGGCUUUUCACACAUCAAAGGCUGCACAAAAUUAGAGAAAAUUGUCCUCAAAAAUUGUGGCUACAUUGAGGAUGAAGCCUUGGAAUAUUUAAAGUACAGAAAGGAUUCAUUAAAGCACUUGGAACUGAUCGAUUGUAAGAAUUUAACUGAUUCGGGUUUGAGGUGCUUGAAGGAUCUGAAUUUGAAGACAUUAGUUAUUACAAAUGUUCCAUAUGUGAAGGAUUUUGAAGGAAUUAAGGCGGAACUGAAGGCUGCUUUGAAGGAUUGCGAUGUUAAAAUGGAGCAGUAGUUGGCAAGCUAUAAGAUAUGAAAUUCGAUUUUUUACUCUAGUCAAAAAAUAAAAUUUGUCAAAAAAGAUCUGAUGUUUU
Chironomus riparius is the source of this 728-nucleotide messenger RNA. NCBI's taxonomy places the organism in Eukaryota, Metazoa, Arthropoda, Insecta, Diptera, Chironomidae. The record is from the annotation of a GenBank genome assembly.